AAAGACUUUAACACAAAUGAUCUUCGUCUCCUUUCUUUAAAACCCUCAAGUUACCGAAGAGAGAGAGAGAUAGAGUUUUUGGAGAGAGAGACACAGAGAGUAAGAGAGUAAGGCAAGGAUUCUAUUUGCAGCCAUACUUGGAGAAAGUAAAAUUAGAUCUCUUCUUCUCCUCAACCCUUGACAAAUCAUAUAUUAUAUCUCUCUGUGAUUUAAAGAUUUGAUUCCAAGAAGAAAAAAAGAAAAUGAAUUCUAACAACUGGCUUGCUUUUCCUCUAUCACCGACUCACUCUUCUUUGCCCCCUCACAUCCACUCAUCACAAACCUCUCAUUUCAAUCUUGGGUUGGUCAACGACAAUAUGGACAAUCCGUUUCAAAACCAAGAAUGGAAUAUGAUCAAUCCACACAGUGGAGGCGGCCAAGGUGGAGAGAUUCCAAAAGUGGCUGAUUUCUUAGGAGUGAACAAAUCGGAUAAUCAUCAACCCGACCACAACCUCGUACCUUACAACGACAUUCAUCAAACCAACGACUCUGAUUACUACUUCCAAACUAAUAGCUUGUUACCUACAGUUGUCACAUGUGCCUCUAACACUCCUAAUAAUUAUGAGCUUCAAGAGAGUGCACACAAUUUGCAAUCUCUCACUCUUUCCAUGGGAAGUACCGGAGCUGAUGUUGCAGCAGCCGCCACCGUGAAAGCUUCGCCAGGUGAGACCAGCGCCGAUAAUAGUAGCAGCACUACUAAUACAAGUGGAGGAGCCAUUGUUGAGGCUACACCGAGACGAACUUUGGAAACUUUUGGACAACGAACUUCUAUCUAUCGUGGCGUUACAAGACACAGAUGGACCGGUAGAUAUGAAGCUCAUCUUUGGGACAAUAGCUGUAGAAGAGAAGGACAAUCAAGGAAAGGAAGACAAGUCUACUUAGGUGGGUAUGACAAAGAAGAGAAAGCAGCACGAGCAUAUGAUCUAGCUGCACUUAAGUAUUGGGGUCCCUCUACUACUACCAACUUUCCGAUAACUAGCUAUGAGAAGGAAGUAGAGGAGAUGAAACACAUGACGAGACAAGAAUUUGUGGCCUCUAUAAGAAGGAAAAGUAGUGGAUUCUCACGUGGUGCAUCCAUGUACCGUGGAGUAACAAGACAUCAUCAACAUGGAAGAUGGCAAGCAAGGAUCGGACGAGUUGCCGGAAACAAAGAUCUCUACUUGGGAACGUUCAGCACGGAGGAAGAAGCAGCAGAAGCAUACGACAUAGCUGCAAUAAAAUUCCGAGGUCUAAACGCGGUUACAAACUUUGAGAUAAACCGUUACGAUGUGAAAGCCAUCCUAGAGAGCAACACACUUCCUAUAGGAGGUGGUGCGGCUAAACGGCUCAAAGAAGCUCAAGCUCUAGAAUCAUCAAGAAAACGCGAGGAAAUGAUAGCUCUCGGUUCAAAUUUCCAUCAGUAUGGUGCAGCGAGCGGCUCGAGCUCUGUUGCUUCCAGCUCUAGGCUUCAACUUCAACCUUAUCCACUAAGCAUCCAACAACCUUUUGAGCAUCUUCAUCAUCAGCCUUUACUUACUCUACAGAACAACAACGAUAUCUCUCAGUACAAUACUAGCGCUCAUGAUUCCUAUAGUUACAUUCAGACGCAGCUUCAUCUUCACCAACAACAAACCAACAAUUACUUGCAGUCUUCUAGUCACAACUCGCAGCUCUACAAUGCUUAUCUUCAGAGUAACCCUGGUUUGCUUCAUGGCUUUAUCUCUGAUAAUAACAACACUCUAGGGUUUCUUGGAAACAAUGGGAUUGGUAUUGGGUCAAGCUCAACCGUUGGAUCAUCGGCCGAGGAAGAGUUUCCUGACGUGAAAGUCGAUUACGAUAUGCCUCCUUCUGGUGGAGCCACAGGGUACGGAGGAUGGAGUACUGGAGAGUCUGUUCAGGGAUCGAAUCCCGGAGGUGUUUUCACGAUGUGGAACGAAUAAAAAUAUGACUGCUCUGUGGUUCUUGCGAGACAAGGUAGGGUAUGGAAUAAUUAGCUACUUUAAUUUUCUUAAGAUCGGCUGGUGUCUUCUUGAUUAGUAGAGGAUUUAGGGUUUCAUUUUUUUUUUUUUUUUUACUUUUGACGGCGAAGAUGAUAAACUUCUAGACGGCGGUUAACAGAGUCCUCGAGGGUUAGUGUUUUUAUGGGUAUUAUAGUAAGCGUAGAAGUACCCAAAUUUUGUCUAAAAGCUAACCCUUCUGACUAAUUUCUCAAACUUGUAUUCGUUUGUAAUGAAAGAUAUUUAUUGUUCCUUUAUUUUUAUUUGAUUAGACAAGCUUAU
Camelina sativa (false flax) is the source of this 2297-nucleotide messenger RNA. Lineage: Eukaryota; Viridiplantae; Streptophyta; Magnoliopsida; Brassicales; Brassicaceae. The record is from RefSeq and is a predicted model, not a curated record.